AUCUGGUGCCAUUUUGUACCUAUAUAUAUGUUCAAAUAAAUAAAUAAUUAAAUCUGGGGAUUGGGGGUCAAGAACAAGUGUGAAUUCUCACGAAAUUUACUUGGUAAUGAUGCAUUACUUUUUGAUACUUGCUUUGAAAACGUGUAUUCCUAUCAACCCUUAUUUUUCUUCAGCAAAAAGUAUUUGGACUUAACCAAGAUAUGUCAAGUCUUGAUGCGUAAGUCAGUCUUUUCAGUAUCAUUAUUAUUACAUUCAAGCCCAGCAGAUUUGUUUAAAAAAUUGGUUAAUGUUCUAACCACUUGGCUAAAGACAUUAGAUGGUGAGUACUAUGUGUAUCUCUGGAUAAUUUUUAUAAAAAUAUCAGAAUUUACUAAGAAAGAAGAAGAGUUUGCUAAUACUUCACAAAAUUUUAGUGUCGACCCCAAGUACUGGGCUACAACAAGUGAAUUGGCGUACUCAGUGGGGAAUAUAUGCGAAUGUUAUAAAAAUACAAACCAACAAUCACUCCUGGAACCUUUGAAAAAAAUUUGUGGCACACUACCCUCUAUAAACGAUAUUUUUGUCGAGAGGGAAGAAAUUCUGAAAGAAAUCAACCGGAAAUGUCGAAAAAUCAGAAAAACAGAACUCCCAGAGCAUGGAAAUGAAAUCUCAGGAAGGCAUAAAAAGAUUUCACAAUCAGUUGAUUCAUUAACAAGUCGUUUACAUGCUAUUGAAUACAUAAUAAACGUCAAUUUGGUAGAUCUCACUUCAACGUUAGAAGUAUUUUUGUCGUCGUCGUUCCAUGCUCAUCUCGACUGUACUUACGAAUUUUUUCAAAAAGCAUCGAUAGUCAAUCAACAAAUGUCGGAUUUAUUGAAUACCGGUCAAAAUGAACUCAGUCUGUUAGAUAAAAAAAUGGAUGAGGAUAUGAACUCCAUAUACAAGCUCCUACAUCUGAAACCUGAAAAAUAAUAGGCUCUUGAUUUGUUGAUAUUUUAUUGGUUCAUCAUAUUGUUCAGUCCUAUUUUCCUCAGAAUUUUAUUGGUAUAGUGCAAUUUAAUUUUUCUUUAUUGAAUACAAUUAUUUUGAAAGAGGGAAAUUGUUUUCUGCUUCAUAACUUAUCUCACUAAUUUUUUAACUGCAGUUUUCUCUUAAACUGGUGGAUAACCACAUAGCAUAUGACUUUUGUUAACUUGUUGAACAGACUGCAGUUCAGAUUACUACUUCAAAUGGACAUGAACAUAUAGGCUAUGUAGUAUAGCAUAAAAAAUAUAUAAUUCAUCAUCCUAAACUCAGGAUGAGAACACCUUAUUGUCCUAUUUACUUGGUAACCAAGUUAUGCAAUAUAUUACUGACGCCUGUUACCCCAGUUGCUAUACGUUUUUUUCGUGUCUGUUUCCGAUUCCCGAUGCAACGUGUUUCUUGGUCUUCCACUUUUUCCUCCCUCUCCAGGGUUCCAAAUUAGCACUUGCCUCGUGAUGCAGUUUGGUGAUUUC
Molecule: messenger RNA, 1475 nt
Organism: Schistosoma rodhaini
Lineage: Eukaryota; Metazoa; Platyhelminthes; Trematoda; Strigeidida; Schistosomatidae
Source: the annotation of a GenBank genome assembly